Patiria miniata (bat star) is the source of this 4832-nucleotide messenger RNA. Its product is annotated as cystathionine beta-synthase-like. The record is from RefSeq and is a predicted model, not a curated record. Lineage: Eukaryota; Metazoa; Echinodermata; Asteroidea; Valvatida; Asterinidae. Bases 216 to 1793 code for a protein of 525 amino acids. Gene Ontology annotation, molecular function: cystathionine beta-synthase activity; cysteine synthase activity. Gene Ontology annotation, cellular component: cytoplasm. The transcript is spliced from 13 exons.
ACAUGUACAUGUACGUAGUUUUAGUUUUCGUGUAUACGUGGACACUACUCGACAAUCCAUCUGCUGCAAUCUUGCAAAGAUCAAAUCAGUGUCUGAUUACAUUUAAAGGACUUUGAAGGUCUGAGUUUAUAAAGAGUCGUCCUCCGAAAAGUUUUGUUUCUCUCCACUCCCUGACUGUUUUCCCUGUUUUUUGAGUUCCUGUAUCUGAAUCGGUCAUGUCUGCGGGAAGUAGCAAUGACAGCAGCUGGAUUGCACCUGACCUGCCCUCGCGUUGCACCUGGCAUCUGGAAGUGGAUCCCAAGACCAGUCCACAUAAUCACCAGUCCAACGCGGAGCUCCUUGAAGCGCGGAAGAAAAUCCUGCCCAAUGUGCUGAAGAUGAUUGGCCACACCCCGCUGGUGCGAAUCAACAACAUCGGGAAAAGCGCUGGGCUGAAAUGUGAACUGUUGGCCAAGUGCGAGUUCUUCAAUGCCGGCGGCAGCGUCAAGGACCGGAUCGGGCUACGGAUGGUGGAAGAGGCAGAGAGGAAAGGCGUCUUGAAGCCAGGGUACACGCUGAUCGAACCGACCUCGGGAAACACGGGUAUCGGCCUGGCCCUGGCAGCCGCCGUCAAGGGCUACCGUUGCAUCAUCGUCAUGCCGGAGAAGAUGAGCAACGAGAAGGUGUACGUCCUGCGGGCCCUGGGCGCCGAGAUCGUACGCACGCCCACCUCGGCAAGGUUUGACUCGCCAGAGUCGCACAUCAGCGUGGCCCAGAGACUGAACAGGGAGAUACCAAACUCGGUCAUAUUGGAUCAGUACAGGAACGAGGGCAACCCGCUGGCCCAUUACGACACCACGGGCCAGGAGAUCUGGGACCAGUGUGAAGGCAAGGUUGACAUGGUUGUCAUGGGAUCCGGGACUGGUGGUACCAUGACGGGUAUUGGUCGGAAACUCAAGCAGUUGAACCCUGAUAUCAAGAUUGUGUCGUUUGAUCCCCACGGCUCUACACUGGAGCCGCCGUUCUUUGACAAGCCAACAAACCCAAAUGCUCCCUACGAGGUGGAAGGCAUCGGCUAUGAUUUCAUCCCCACUGUCUUAGACCACAAUGUAGUUGACGACUGGGACAAAUGCGAGGACAAGGAGUCAUUUCUGAUGGCCAGGAGACUGAUCAGGGAGGAAGGAUUACUGUGUGGUGGGAGUUGUGGAGCAGCUGUGUCUAUAGCUCUGCAGGCUGCCAAAUCACUUACAGAGGGCCAGCGUUGUGUCGUCAUCCUACCAGACUCUGUCAGAAACUACAUGACCAAGUUUCUGUCUGAUGAAUGGAUGGUAGAGAAGGGUUUCAUGGACGUGGAGCACGAGGGUCACAACCCCGAGAAAGAAUGGUGGUGGAAUUUGAAGGUGGCCGUCCUGAAGAUUGAUGCCCCGCUGACAGUCUUACCGACGGUGACCUGCCAAGAAGGCAUCAACAUCAUGAAGAGGGAAGGAUUCGACCAGCUGCCUGUGGUGGGAGAACUAGGAGAUGUCCUAGGUGUAGUCACCCUAGGCAGCCUGAUGUCUCACGUGAUGGCCGGCCGGGUCAAGCCCACCACCCUGGUGGAACAGAUACUCUACAAACAAUUUAAAAAGGUGACCCUUGACAGUACACUUGGUCAGUUGUCACGCAUUCUGGACCACGAUCACUUUGUGUUGGUCACUCACAACCAGAAACUUUAUUCUGGCGAAGAGGGUUACACCUCCAAGGAGGUCAUUGUGGGCAUUUCUACUCGCAUCGACUUGCUGAACCACAUCACUAACAACCAGCCUUCAUCUUAAAGAUCCCUCCCAGUGUCGGAGCUAGCUCUUCACAGGUCACGGUACCGAUGGAAACUUUCUUAAAAGGUCCCUCCCCCCAACCCUGGUCAGUUUGACAAAAUCAAACAGUGGGUGAAUGUGUUAGAUUUUGUUCACCUGAGCAGAAGAACAAAUCAUUCGUACGUUGUGGUUUUGAAGUGAAAAAAAAAAUGGUACCGAUCCUAACUUUCUUAAUAAGGUGCAUCCCUAAAGUUUGUCGUUCGGAAGCACACGGUGCCAACAGGAUUUUAGAGCUUCCAGUUUGGCCUUGGUAAGACUUGCUUACCGUGUAUCCAGUGCGAGAGACUCUGCAUGAAAGCAAAUGGUAUGCCAAGAAGUUCAAAGCAUUUGUGUAAUUAUGUAAGUUAGUUUUAGACCCCUGAAAUUUCAGUAACAACUAGAAAUAGAUUGUUUCCACUUAUCCUCCAAGGGAAGGUGAAGAUUUUAUGGUCCCACUAGCUUAAUGAAUGUGUAUGGAUCUCUCUGAAAUUGUUUGAAGUUUUUAAGGCUUCAUGUACUAGCUCAAGAUAUGGAAUUUAUUGUAAAAAUCUAUGUCAUACUGACAAGAUUUGUUUUACGUCAGUGCGAGGUGCAAAAAAGAGGAGCAGGACUCGUAUUGGUCUCGGGUUCAGUUCCCACUCUAGGCGAUUUAUUUGUUGAGCGUUACACUGAACUUUGCUAUAGCAAUGAUAUUGAGGUAGAUUGUAUAAAAAAAGUCUACAUUUCGAUGUAUAUUUUAUUUUAAAGUUUUAUGUGUUAAAAAUAAGUAUACACAAUGUAUUACAAUGUAUUACAAUGUAUUAUCAGUUAUUUCUAAGCUAGUUUGGGAAUUGGUAACCUUCUGAUUUGUAGAAAUAUUUGUAUACUGCUUGUCCUGUCAAGUGUACCCACCUUUCUGUGUGCUGGAACCGUUCCUCUAUUUCAAUUGAAGUAUUUAUUUGGUGUUUGAGAAGUGUGGAGAUAUACACCAUGUGUAGUUACUCGCUAAUUGAUCUGUGUAAAAGAGAGGUGGUUCUAAGAAUAAGCAUGUUAGUGUUAACUCGACGUUUGGGGAGUCGGGCUGGCGCUGUGGUUACUUUCAUCGCCUUCCACCGCUAUGGCCCGGGUCCAAUUCCUGCCCGGACCACACAUGUUUAGUCCCUACUGUAUAUCUGAUUCCGUGGGUUUUUUUCCCCGGAAUAUUCUGCUAGAGUUUUCCUCCCACCUCUAACUAAACCUGUUAUUGCUUUUUAUUGUCUUCUCUCUGCGGGUUUCUUCAGGCUUGCGAGCUACAGUGCCUAUAGGGUGCUUAUGAGGAAUCCUUGGUUUCAUUACCAGAAAGAUAUACUGUAAUAUAAUACAUCUGACCAUCGUAUACGUAAGGGCAUGUCUAAACCCUAGUGAAUAAAUUGGUCUUCGGAAUGCAAUCCCCUUGACGUGGCCUGGCCUGGAGGGGGAAACAAAAGCUACUCAAACGAAAGCUUGUCAUUUUUUUAUUUUAUUUUUUUGUUUUUGUUUUUGUUUUUGUUUUUUUUAUUUUAUAAUUAGAUGGAUGUACAGUCAUUUCAAUUGAAGCCAUUGACGGUUUGCCCCCUAUAGUUAUAAGGUAUACAUGAACCAACGUCUGGUCUGGCACAUGUUCAAUAGCUGGCUGCAUAUACUGGCCUGCCAAGCUUAGUCGAUCUACACUUGAUCUCUGCCUACAUGCUUUAUGCGUGCUUGUGUCUCGGAGGAGUUUCUUCGAUAUUCUUCGAUGUGUAUUUUAUUUUAUCAACAAUGAAUGCACAAAAGGUUUACCCAUGCCUUUCCUAGAGAUACACAACCAUUGCCUUCUACCUCCCAUUAAUAAAGGUCUAUUGAUCGAUUCCCUCCCUAAGACUGACUGAGGUAGUGGCAUUGGAUCUUCGGUUUCCUUUCUCCUCAAGAGAUACUUCACAUGGGUGUGUCGACAAACUUUCCCCAAGUCGCGUGUUCAGGCAUGAAGAGCAUUGAAUCGCAUGUAUUUAUUCAGAUAUUGGCAAUUACGUGGCAUUAAUAUUAUAUUCAUUCUUUAUGGUGUGGGAGGUCGUUCCCAAACAAAAUUGCUCACAUUGAGCUGAGGCUCAUUCAAUGGGCCCGGUGCAGGAAGUAUGGCGCUGUAUAUGGCCUAUGAAAAAAGCCAGCGUUUGAAGCAACCUUGUCCCCAGUGACUAUUUUAUUUUCAACCGAUAGUACACCCUGGGUGGAGAACUUGCUUCCUGUAUCCCGAUUCGAUACUGUGAUAGCAAGUAAUGUAGUUGUAUCGCGUUCUUGGCGAUUUUAGUAACUUUAGCAACACCAUGGGGUUUUGGGGGUGUGUUUUUUUUAACUCAUGCAUUUUUCUCUGCUGUAUUAAAUUUGAUAGGUUGUCGGGAAAACAAGUUCGUGGUUAAUAAUGGAAUUCGCAAGAACAGUUGAAUUAAAUGCAUGCCUUAAAUUAGAUUUUAAGAUUUUGUUAUGUUGGUCUCUUGAUGACGUUUAUGUACUGUACGUGCAUGCACUUGAAAAUGAAGUACGUUUGGUGGGUGGUGGUUUUGUGGUGCGUGCGCUAUUUAAAACGUUUAUUGCAGCUUCAAAGAUUGAACCCAAUUGGGACUUUUAUUUUUAUUUUUUAUUUUUUGAUGAAGUUCAAACCUGUUCUGGAAAUAUAAAUUAAUAUAAAUCGGGCAAUAUGAACUUCUGUAGUUGCCUGAAAUCUUUCUCUAGGCUUUGCCACCAACUGAAAUUCUACCACGCAGCACUGAUUAGGAUACGGUAAAUGAUGAGUUAAAAUUGCACUGGCCGUCACUCUCAUGUGCGUAGACUGUAUAGUUCAAUUUUGUGGAGGAGAAUAUGGCAUGUACGUUUUCCAACUUGACAACAAAUUUCUAGGUUUGGAAGUAGAUUAAUUAUUGUAAUUUUAAACAGCACCCUCUUUCAUUAUAGCAUAUGCUAUUUGAAUUGGAAAUUACGCAUUAAGUGGUUUGGUUGUGCGGCUCAACGAAAUACGUAUGAUUAUUGACGGAUUUCAGUAAUAUUAGAAAU